Candidula unifasciata is the source of this 190-nucleotide messenger RNA. NCBI's taxonomy places the organism in Eukaryota, Metazoa, Mollusca, Gastropoda, Stylommatophora, Geomitridae. The record is from the annotation of a GenBank genome assembly.
AUUCAGCGAGAUGGACUAGAAGGCACCCCAAGUUAUUCUCUCUACUCACGCCAGAAAGAUAUCAGAAGUUUGAACACACCAGGUCCAGGUGCCCACUGCGUGGAUAACGCUGUCACCGCAACACGCCCUCACUACCCGGCUUAUAGUUUUGGUAACCGACAUCAGCGUGGCCGUGCUGAUAAAAUUCCAG